AUGGACAUGAACAGCUCGGCCGACUCGAGCCGGUCGAACUCCAACUCCACCCUCUCCGUCAACCCGCCCGCCCAGCAGCAGCACUCCCAGCAGCCCUCCAAGCCGGGCUCGCUCUGCAGCUCCUUCCAGACCUCCGCCAGUGCCCCGCGCGACCUGCUCGCCCUCAAGCUCAGCAAGGUCAAGGCGACCGCCGCCCUCUUCGAGUCCCGCUCAGCCUCCACCCCGCCGCCGCUGCUCACCGCCCAGCUCCGCCCAGCCUCGCUCGACCAUCCCCGGAGGCCCUCCUUCCGCCUCCACACCCCGCCCACAGACCAGCCCGCCCUCAGACUCUCCGCAGGCCAUGUGAGCCAGAUCAAGAACCAGUUCCUCUCCAGCCCCUCGCUCGUCGACCUCCAGCGCAGACACUCCGCCGACCGCCCGGCCAGCAACAGAGUCCUGCAGAACUACGCCCCAGAGUGA
Puccinia triticina is the source of this 459-nucleotide messenger RNA. RefSeq lists its product as uncharacterized. The transcript has a single exon. Bases 1 to 459 code for a protein of 152 amino acids. The record is from RefSeq and is a predicted model, not a curated record. NCBI's taxonomy places the organism in Eukaryota, Fungi, Basidiomycota, Pucciniomycetes, Pucciniales, Pucciniaceae.